Molecule: messenger RNA, 8942 nt
Organism: Dermacentor andersoni
Lineage: Eukaryota; Metazoa; Arthropoda; Arachnida; Ixodida; Ixodidae
Source: RefSeq, a predicted model, not a curated record
AACCCGUGCCAGCGAUGGCGUCCGACCGCCUGCGCUCCGAGCCAGGACCGCCCUGACCUGGACUCUCGCGCCGCCGGGGCCAGAGAUGUCCAACAGCACGCAGUGGGCCUCAGCAGCCGAAGCCAACCCGCAGCCACAGCCAGAGCCGGAGCAGCAGCAACAACAGAAGCAGCAGCAGCAGCAGCAGCAGCAGCAGGAGGCGCCCGAAUGCCGAGGCCCCGGCGAGCCGACCGCAGCAGCGCGGACUUCACCGCCUCCGGCAACAGCCGAGUCGCCGGCGGCAGCGCCAUCCGGCGGCGACGACCUCCAACCGCCGCCGACCACGCCCCCGCCGGCGCCGCCGGCAGAACCGGAAGCGGAAGUGACGACGGCGGCGGAGCCGAGGACCACCGAAGCCGAGUCGACGCGGCCCGACGCGUCGGCGAGGCUACAGCCGCCGAGCGCUUCCGCGGAGUCGGGCGCCGCGCCUGCGCAGGCCUCCUCGACAAAGCCGUCGCCGGCGCCCUCCGUCGCCUCGGCGGUGGCCUCGACCGCCGUCGUUCCAGACACCAGCCCAUCGUGGGCGGGACCAAGUCAUGUUGGUGUCUCGGUGUUCGAGCCAUCAGGAGGGGGGGACUCGGGCCGGGUGUGUGGAAGCCUGCAGAACAACAACAACAGUGGGUCGCCUCAUCAGGAGACCUCUGCAACGACCCCUGUGCGCGACAAGCAGUCCAAGACGUGUUGCUUCUGCUGGUGCUGUUGCUGUAGUUGUUCUUGGAGAGGAUCGAGGCCAGUCUAUGCAAGCUUGCAGAAACCCGUCAAGCUUUCAAGCCUGGCCCUCAAAAGCAACAACGGCAAUGUUAGGUCACCACGGGACAACAACCAGAGGCUAACCACGGGUGACAGCAUCUUUAAUGGAGAUGGCGAGCCAUCCCCUACGUUGGAGGAAAUUCGGACAUGGGGGGACUCAUUUGAGAAGCUCAUGAAAUGUUCAGCUGGUCGCAAGGUGUUUAGGGACUUUUUGAAGUGCGAGUACAGUGAAGAGAACAUUCUGUUCUGGCUGGCUUGCGAGGACCUCAAGAAGGAGUCAAACCCGGAGCUGAUUGAGGAGAAAGCUCGCGCCAUCUAUGAAGACUACAUUUCCAUCCUGUCCCCUAAGGAGGUGAGCCUGGACUCUCGCGUGCGGGAGAUCAUAAACCGAAACAUGGUGGAGCCCACGCCGCACACCUUCGAUGAGGCACAGCUGCAGAUCUACACCCUCAUGCACCGCGACUCGUACCCGCGGUUCGUCAACUCCCCGCUGUUCCGAAAGCUGGCCCAGUUGCCUUCCCCGUCGCGCAAGGGCAGUGCUGCCUGAAGCCACGCCCGUCAUCCGCCGCUGCCACACGCCCCUCUCUUCGCCGAAGCCGAAGAAGACUCGGGAAACCCUCUCGGCUCAACAAGCUCAAUGGCGCGAGGCGGUCACCACGCGUACCUGAACACGAACUGCUACUAGCUCCCCUCUCUACAGCCUUCGUCUUCGUUGUCCCGAGCUCCGUGCUGUGCACUUCUUCACCUCUGUUUUGAAGAGGGCAUCAUCAUCGCUUGCCCGGACCAGAACAACAGCAGUAGCAGCAGCAAGUGUGACACCUACACUACACAGCGUGCCCCAAAUGCUCGGAAGAGACCACCUGCCGCCCUCUCUUGGGUUUUGUUCUGCCAGCAAUAAGGCUUCCUCACCCACCCGACGUCACCUUCCAUUUCGUAUACCACGCUCUGUGCGAGUGCUUCCGCAUAAAGCCCCACUCCCGCUGUUUCCCCACCUCCAUCGAUGCGGGCGCUGUUUUAUUGGCUGCCCCUGUGCAAGGCUGUUCGAGCCCCAAGUCCGGCAAAUGGCCGGCAAGCAAGCCGCGAUAGCCAGUUGACAAGACAUGCAAUGGACGCACCACAAACCGCCCCCUCCCGAACCACAACAGAGGCUGCCAUCUUCCAAGAGUCAGUGGCGCUGGCGCACGCGCGCUCGUGCUGUUUCCACAAGUGCAUAUCAUUUGCCGACAUGUCGGCAACGAUGGAACACAAGGGGACCGUGCUCGAGUGUAGUAGUGUAGCCUCUGGCAGAACUGGAGACCUGCCUGUUUCAUUUUCCUUUUCUGGUUUCCUCUCCUCGACUGCAUCAGGAACGCUGGGCAGGACAGCUGGACACUGGGGAGAGAGAGUGCCAUGGCGUUUAAUUCAGCUGCGCACAGUUUUAUGUGUGCCAGUGUCUGGCAGGCCCGGCUUUCAGACAGACGCUUGUGCCCGCACCUUGCCCCUCCCUUUUUGCACUUGUACUCGCUCUCGGUGGGACACCCCUCGCCCACUUACAGUUACUUUUUGUUUUAGUUGCAAGCUUUCCCCUGCCAGGGGAGGGCAAGGUUACUGUGCAAACCCAUUCCUUCUUUGGUUUCCUUUGUGUUCCUGCACAAGGUUUUGAUGGGACAGGUUGUUGUAGUGUGGUGUCUGGUGUAUGCAGUGACGUUUUUGUGUUUGUUCACUCAUUUUUUUCUAUCGUCUUUCAUAUCGUUUGUUUGUUUUGUUUUUCUUUGAAAACCUCAGACACGUGAUGGCGCCCCCUCAGGUUCAUCUUUCGGGCCACCCGCCACUUAUUGUUGAGUUUUCUCAGACAGAGGACUGUGCGUUUAAAUGUUCCGCGCGCUUCUGUGUGUAUGCGUGUGCUGCAUUGUUUUUUUGCAGUACAAGAGAGACGGCGGCAUGCUCCUACAUGCGUGCCACGCUAAAACCGACCCCCUUCCUUCCGAGUAUUUUGUGCCGUUUCUAACAUAGGCAGACACGCACAGCGCUUUUUGUGCGCUGGAACACUCCGACGGGCUCUCUCUCACGCACAUCUGGGGGGUUGGGGGGAGGUUUCAAGGUGGGACAUGUUGCAAGCCGACCUUCGUGCACUGUUCGACGAUUUGCGAUAGAAAGACUCGACAGGGCUCAGUGAACCCAGGCUCAGCUCCCAUCCAUCCUUUUCCUGUUAUCCCACAACCCAACCCACCUUGAAGCGUUUCAAACAUGGUACAACCCCCCUUCCCCCCACCCCAAACUUUGCUCAGGCUUUCCAUUUCCCACCUUCCUUCCCCCAAAACGACCAAUUUAUAAUGCAGAUUCAUCUACCUGCAAGUUGUGUGGCUCUCAGGCUCUCUGUCUUUCUUUCUUUUUUUUCCCUUCUGUUGCGGAGCAGAAGAUAUUUGAAGCCCUCUGCAGCAGAGCAAUGAGUGGGGCUAGUUGGUGAUGCUGCAUCUUAGUUGUGUGCUGCAGAUGACACUUGUGAACCAGAACCACAACACAUUGCGAGACUGUGCCUGUUGACCAAUUUCAUUUUCAGAAGUGAAAGUUAGUUCAAGCCAGACUUCCUGCUUUGCGUGCACUCUCUGCCAAUGUGAAUGGGAGUAUUUCCUAUGAGUUAAAAUAGCAAUUCUCGCGAACAUGCGAGUCUGAACUUUUACUCACGGCUACUUCUUACAUUGUUCUCCUGUUGAAGCAUUCCACUCAUGGAACAUUUUCCUCAUUACAAGUGCGUGUAAGGAAAAUUAUUGGUUUUGAACACAAGUCUAGCUGUGUUCCCUUUCAUAUUUGCAAAGAGUGUACAUGUUCAUGGCAAAUUUUUACUGGUACACUUAACACCCAGUUUUUCACAGGCAUUUAAGUUCAGAAUUGAAGGGAUAGACAGGAAGGACACAAAAGAGCACUGCCUUCAACAAAUGUUCUAUUGGAAAUGGGAAUGGUGUAUAUAUAUGCACAGACAGCAUACAUACAUGCACACAUGCAUGCAUGUGCCCAUAACUAUAAACCAUCUGUUGAAGUUAGAAAUCGUGUUCUGCGCAUCUCUGCAGUUUUGUAUUAAAACCUGCGAAACUGUUUUACCACCAAGGCUGAGCCUCUACCUUUGCCAUCUAGUAAGCUUGGCAUGCACACACGCGUGCACAGGAAGUGAAGUGCUUAUUUGGUUCGAAUUCCUUCCACUUCUGGAAGUAAAUGUACUUGGUAGUUGCACUCCUUGUGUCGUGGUUCACAUUUGACAUAGCGCCGACUGCAGUGCACAUUCAAGGCACAGCCCUCAGCUUUAUCACAUAGCCGCCUGAAAAUAGAAACAGCGGUGUUCAGUUUUCUCUCCUCAUGGGAGGUCUAUUGUGUACUCAAUGAACAAAGUGGUUCACUUUGUUGGUUCUCUUAUGUUGCCAUUUUGCAAUGUUUAAGUCAGUGCAAUAGAAGUAUCUCAGUGCGUAGAUUGUUGUUCAAUCGCUUCAGGAGGAAACUACCAAACGAGUCCUCGUAGCAAUGAAAGCAUGUGCCCCCAGACAGGGUGCAGAUUUCGUCCCAUCUCUGCUGGCACCUUCAGUGGAGUUGGUUUCUGGCAGGUCAUCAAACAAGCAUAGCUUUUCAAAUUAUUUGAGAAUGUGAUAACCAUUUCAAAGAUUUUCGCGCAUCUUAAGUUGCAUUAGUUUUAUUUCAGAAAGCGAUAGGCAUUUGAAAAAAAUUGUCGUAUAAGUCUUAUCUCCUAGUUUUCUCUUUUCUGUAAAUGCGAGUUGCCCACGUUGCCAAAAAAGCUUGGCCAGCAGUUUUGAAAGACUAACCUUCAGAGUAUUAAGCUGCUCUGUUACCGGUCGCCUUACGGGGAGAAAUAAUGGCCGUGUAAAUGACGAAAACGCAAAUCCACUGACAGAAAACAAAGCCCCUGGAACAAACUUACAGCUGUCGAGUGGUUGUGAGACUUUUUACAAGGCUUGUUCACGACUUCUGAACUCUGUCUUUUAUGCAGUGUCUGUAGAGAAGCGGGCACAUUUUGAAAUCCCCAGUUAACUCUAAACUGUUAACAGCAUAGAGGGGGUUGCUUCGAGCUUAUACGUUCCAAGACUGCUUACUUGGACGUGCCAUUGAAAGCUUUCCAAAUCCGCUACUACUGCUUUCCUUUAGCUGAAAGUAGCCUCACUGCAUGACUUUCACCCACACUGUGCAAAUGCCUGGCCUAAACGAAAGCUGAUAAGUCUCUCACAGGAGGCCUGUGUGGGAAUUCGUGAAUUAAUGUGUACUAAAUGUGGCAUCACGCCACGAUUCGGCCUUGUAUUUCACCUUUUAACAGCCAGACGUUUGCAUUUGCAGCACAAGUUCACCUCUAUUUCUGCUUACCUAUGUGGCUUUGAACGAUAAUUGUAGUGGUGAUUGGGAAAGAAUGGAAAUUUAAGGCUUAUGUUGUGCAGAGUCCUGUUCUGUUACAUAGAAAAGCUUACUUUUUUUGGGGGAGGCUAAACGUGUGUAACACUCCAGCCGAACCUUGUUUGACGAAAUACAGUUGACUGGCAAUAAUUCAAAAUUACAGUUAUAUGAUGCAAAUCUUUAAAUGUUACUUGGCCUGCUAUCUUUUUAGUGCACUUUGAGGCCGCUUAAAACCCACAAUGCCAAAUGUACCAUUUUUGGUACGCCGAGUUUAAUGCCCCGAAAUGCUGAUUUAAGUGUGGGAUACUUAAUGCAAGGCCAGUAGUAGUUUUUCUGAAAUGCUGAAGCGAAGUUUCAGCUUUCCACAGCUCAGCAAACCAAUUACUGAAGUAUUAAUUACCAUGCUCAUUAGUUCCAAGCUCAAGUAAAAUGUGUCGAAUGGCAUUUGGGCCUUGUAGGCCAAUUCAGACAUUAGUUAACCUAAACCUUUAGGCAUCCCUAAGCAGUAUGGCCUAAAGUUGCCAACAAGAGGUCAUUCGAAGGUGCGAACAGUAAAAACCGUGUUUUGUAUGCAAGCCUUAGUGUAGGUUCACAGAUGUCGCUGAGAUGAUGCCAAAGACAAAUGCUCAUUUGUGCCCCACGACACUCUGAAUGUGCGUUUGCAGGGGCUUUCUUAAUUAAUCUCCUUUCUCGCAAAGUUUCUGUUAACUUUACAUCCAAAUUAAUUUAGUUUGGAUAUCUGCAGGGUGACACAUAAAAUUACUGUAUGCAUACAUCUGUUUGUAAAAGCACAAUUAGUUGUGUUUUGUAUAUUGUACCAUACGUCAUUCAAUUUCAAAUAAUUCAAAGAAACAUCCAUGGUCACUGGGAGUUUGAAUUAAUGCAAGUCAACUGUACAUUGAUCACGCAAGUAUUUUCAUGCAUUUCACACAUAUGACCGCCCUUGCACAACUCUAGGCAGGCCUGGCUUCCUCUUCCAGAACACCCGUUCCCCUCGCCGUUAGCGUUACACAACCGCCAUUUCCUUGACUUCCUGGUGAGCCAGUAUUGUCCUUCUGUAAACUAUAUUCUUGUUUUUGUUUGUUUGUUAGCAAGGUGCUAGUUAUACAAGGUUUUUUGUUCUCUUACGAGGCGAUGCAGGUACUAUCUCGGGAGGCUUCUGUUGUUUUGAUCGCAAGUGUAGGAUGUUCUAGUCAAGCAAUGGAUGCCUGUUUAGCAACUGCUGAGCAAGCGUUCUUGCCCUUCAAGGUGAACUGUGACAUUCCUCCGACUUCCUGGAAGUGAAACGAGAUAUUGUCAAAGGAAUCACCAUGCAAAGAGAUGUAAGCUUAAGUUUGUUCACAAGGCGCUUCACAACCUCCCCCCACUGUAACAAACGUGGGAAGUGAUGUGUAUGUUUGUUUGUUUUGUCGCAUACGCACAUUGGCCUUUACUUAAAACUGUGUUCUUGAGUCUGGCUUGUACAAUAUUGAAGCCGGACUUCACGCCAAUGAAUGUAUUCCAGCGCCGGUGGUAUGCACAGAUGUCGUAGGUUAAUUUGUUCCUUUCUUUCGUUUCUCUCUCUCUCUCUCUCUCUGGCCAUCACAUUUGCAGUCAACAUCUGAACCAAACUGUAAACCCAGCCAUCGCUGUUUUUGCAAGCUGAUCGAGAUUGCAAGCAAAUAUGUGACAGGUUUCUCAUUUUGUUCUAUCACUGUUAUGAUGCACAAUGCCAAAUGCCAUGCUGCCGUCACCACAGUUGGUGUAGAAGCGAUAUCGGUUAUUAGUUGUGUUCUGACCACGCACAGUAUGACCAUGAUUUGGGCUUCUUUGUAUCAUGCUUGUGAAUGUCUCUCUCCUACACUGCAAGGCUGGUGUUUAAAAAAACAAACAUAAAAACAGCAGAGCAAGACUGUAUAUAUAAGAAUAUGCAGGGAGCACACUGAACAACGCAAACAUGACAGUGGUAUGUUACAAUAGGUUAGCCAUGCCGGGCACAGUGCAGAAUAAACUCCUAUACGUGCUCCUGUUACAACCAACUCUCAAGGGACCUUUUAUGAAAGAUGUUUUGCAGGCUCUCUAGUCAUAGAGUGGGCUUCCAAAUGGUCAAGGAAAAUGAAGGGCUUUUUCUAAAUUUGUGUAGAAGAGAGCAAUGUGUACUGUGGCAGGCAGAGCCAUCACAAAGCCCUUCACACAGGCCAUCACACCAAGGCGUAUUGUGAAGACUUCCAUAAAGCUUUAUCAACUCUGCCUUGCUUGAACAAAGUGUGAGAGAACACAACAAGAGAGAUGUGAUGUCCUGUUGCGCCGCUUAAUCACAAUACAGCUCUUGCAAUUGAUGCAGUGGCCUGCGCACUUUGUGAAGGCCUUCAGGGAAAGGUCUUAGGAAGGCACUUUCUUUCACAGAGACCUUUCCAUUAGGCCUUACAAUGAUAGAUUGAUAAGGCGAUCACUAGGCCUUACAACUUUGCCUUAAGGAGGCCCUCACAGAGGCCAUGUGACAUCACGAGAAGCCAUUGUGGAGUGUGCAGACCGCUGCAGUGUUGGCAAGAGCUGCACCGUGAUUGAGCAGUGCCGAGAUGACACCACACAGGACGACACACACGUGCACAUACCAUUGUUUGUUCUCUAUUCUUGUGUAGUGUUCUCUUGAACUUCGUUUAAUCACAGAACUGUCACCAAAUAGUCCAACGGGAUGCUGUUUUUGAAGAGCUGUUCCUUGGUCCAAUAGUUGCAUGCCACUCAUGAUGUUUCAAAGCCAUGGAGGGCAAAGCCAGAGGGUGCCUCUCCCUCUAAAUAGGUGUUAAGGUAUUCAGCUUUUAAUUCAAGUCCCAGUGCUUACAAGUGCUGCACAGCUUCUAGUAAAUUUCAGUUACACCUGUUGUAGCCUGUAUGAUUUCAGCAGGAUGAGCAAGGGUGUGCGGAAAUGAGGGACUCUCCUCGCAUUGCACACAGUAUCUGGACGCUGCUUUUGCAUUGUCAAGGAGCAGGGUAGUAUUUAACGUGAUGUUGUGAUCAGGAGAGAAAACAGCAUCCCUUCUCCAAAAAUAAUGACCAGCCACUUCUAAGAAUUCCUAGCGUUUCUCUUUUUUUGCUAUUGGUGGCAGAUACCACCAUAUUAGCUGAAGUGACACAAUACAAGUUAGCCAGUGUGACGAGCUGUCUCCCUGCUGUGUAUAUUUCAACUAUAUGGCAGUGAUCUUGCCCAAGCAACAUUGACUGAAAUGAAGAGUUGUGAAUGAUGCAGAUUUCGUGUUCUUAAUAUGAACUAACUUGACAGCAAAGGCACCAUAUCUGGCACUGGCAGUUUCCUUGCCGUUUGGAAGCCCCUCCUUUUCUUCCCUUUUUUUUCUCUGGCCAAUGAGCUUUCCACUUUUUUUUAGUUAGGGUUAUACCCCACGCCUGCUCUAUCGAGCAGCUAGAAGGAUCAAGUCUUUUACAGAGAUAGUGUCUUUUUGGCACCUCACGACCGCUGUAGCUGACGAAGCCCUGGUAGUCAAUGGGCCUUAAGAAAUUUGGAAAGGCUGGUCAAGAGAACAAUCUUGCCGCACUGUAUUCGAUGAAAUGCUCGCAUAGGCUUAGGUGAAAAAAAAAAAAAAAAUAUGCGGCACUGCUUUGCGUGCAGCGCGCCUCAAGAAUGCGCGCAACGUCUCUGCAAAAACAAAAAUUCAAUAGUCCCUUGCAGCAGUAUUGCAACCGUCUACUGGCGGUUAUCCACGAAGCGCUCGACGUUGUUGCGAAGAUAACCCCAGCAUAUUGAAAAUCCAAAGGAUGUUAAUAAAUGUUCCUUACAAUGGUUUUUCCUA